UAGCUUGUCGGCUACAGAAAUAAAGCUCCUUCACACAGGCAGCAGCGGAGACGGUGUCCGCACUGACUGUAAACGCCACAACGGUUCACUGAGGUCGAGUAGGUCAGCAGGAGAGGUUUAUUAGCACAGGUAGAGAACUAGCUGAAGCAUAAAAUAAGAAAUAAAACACAGUUAUUAGUGUUUUUUGUGUGUCAGGUGUUGAAGGCGGGCUAAGUUAGCUAGACAGAGCUAGCUAACAUCAUCAAUUAGUCCAUUAGCUAGAUUAAACAGGGACAGUGGCUGUUAGUUGUACAUCGAGUUAAACGGUUUUUAAGAAUAAUUAAAGCGUUUCAUUGAAUCGCUGUGAGCAUCCUCAGUCGGUGAUAUUUAGUCCUUCAGCUCGGUGACGUUGAGGAGCUGCGAUGGACUUCCUUGCUGGAUGCGUAGGAGGUGCUGCUGGAGUCUUGGUUGGACACCCUUUUGACACAGUUAAGGUGAGACUUCAGGUCCAAAGUAUCGACAAGCCUCUGUACCGCGGGACUUUCCACUGUUUCCAGUCCAUCAUACAUCAGGAGUCGGUGUUUGGUUUGUACAAAGGCAUUGGCUCCCCCAUGAUGGGCCUUACGUUCAUCAAUGCCAUAGUGUUUGGUGUUCAGGGAAACACCAUGCGGCUGCUGGGACAGGACACCCCAAUGAACCAGUUCCUCGCUGGUGCCGCAGCAGGUGCGAUCCAGUGUGUCAUCUGCUGCCCCAUGGAGUUGGCGAAAACCCGCAUGCAAAUGCAGGGCACUGGAGAGAAGAAGUCCACAAGGAAGCUGUACAAGAAUUCCCUGGACUGCUUGGCACGCAUCUACAACCGGGAGGGGCUGCGGGGCGUGAACAGAGGCAUGGUCACCACAUUUCUCCGCGAGACACCUGGCUUCGGAGUGUAUUUCCUGGCCUAUGAUGUGAUGACGCGCAGCCUUGGUUGCGAGCCAGAUGACCGCUUCAUGAUCCCCAAACUGCUGUUUGCCGGGGGCAUGGCUGGCAUCGCGUCCUGGCUCUCCACCUACCCUGUGGACGUGAUCAAAUCGCGGCUGCAGGCGGACGGGGUGGGCGGUGUCAACCAGUACAGUGGCAUUGCUGACUGCGUGCGACAGAGUGUCAGGAGAGAGGGCUACAUGGUGUUCACACGGGGCCUCACCUCCACGCUGCUACGAGCCUUCCCUGUGAAUGCGGCGACCUUUGCUACUGUCACACUCUUCCUCAUAUACGCCCGCGGGGCGGAGGAGGGGCCUAAAGACUGUGAGAUGGCUCAGCCAAGCCACCACGCACAGAUGCAGCAGCAGGCCCAACCCUCCAGCCUGUGAUGACCCACAGGUCUCACCCUCACGGCAGGCACUUUACAAGAGCAUGGAAAGACAAAAUCUACAACAGACUCUUUACUACUGUCUGACUCAGUCUCCCAUCAGACCAGUCAUUCCCACAUUUGAGACAGAAAUACCCGGUUUAUAUAAACGCUCGUUUAUACUUCAUGUCAAAAAGGAAAAAACUGUAUUUAUUUUUUAGCCAUGAUUUUACAUUUCAGGUUUGCCUCUGAGGAGGCAGACUGGUAAAGGGGACGGUUUUAGCAGCAGCUUAAAUCUCGUGUGUGAAGCUGAUCUAGACUUGUUACUGAGCCACUAAAGUACUGUAAGUCCGUGGCUGGGUAGUGUGUGCACCGUAGAGCCUGACGGUUGGCAUCUUGAAAAGUGCAGUGUUUAACUGAACCUGUAUAUAUCGUUGACUUAUAUCUUUUUUUAAUGUAUAUUGGAAAUCUUUUUCCUGCCUUAUAAUAUGAAUACUUUUAUUUUUGUUUGAGGAAGCUGAAGCACCUGUUUGUACCUGAACUGUAGCCUCUUAAGAGCCGAGCAAGCAAGAGAGAGGGAAUGUAGCGUUUGAUAAGAACUCGCGUGUGCUAUCAAACCAAAAAACAUAUUGCAGCUACAACCGAAUCCUCACUGAAGCACUAUUACUCCAUACUGAACAUAUCAGUACCUACUGUAAACAGAAUCCACUGGUCUGAAGGGCUCUUCAGGGACCGAAUGUAAAGUCUGGUCAUGUGUAAAUCUGGGUGUUAGAUGGCGUUAUGUUGUAUGUCUUGUUUAGCAUGUUGUGUCCCCCUGUUUUAUUUUAUUUUUGUAAAGUGCUGUUAUUUUUCUAAGAAUAGCUUUUAAGUCUGCGCUUGAUGUGGUUAUAGCAGGGUCAGAAAUGUAUUCUAGGGGCUCUCUUUAAAGUUUUGGAAAUGGUUAAAACUGAGAGGCCUUUAAAUGUCCAAAUAUUUUGGAUGGCCCUCGUUCAUUUUACUCCAUUUGUAUUUAACUUGUUGUCAAAUGUUAAUGUGUAAUAGGGACCACUGUGGUGGUGAUUUGUGGCAGACUAUAGCCCCCUUUACACAGCCUGCUCAAGGCUGUCAUUGCACCUGACCGCUCUGUUUAAAGCGUAUGAGCACUGAAUGAGGGGAGGGAGUUGUAGUAGGCACUGGAGGCAGUAACAGAGCGGAGUUGGCGUUAAGUAAUGGUGUGUUCAUGCGUCUUGUUAUUCACACAUAUACAGCUGCUGGAGUGUUUUGUGUAGUAUUUUGCAGCUGGUGAAUUUUUGCCCUGAACAGUCGUGCUAACAGCCGUGCUAACUAACUGGGGAAGGCAGCUAACGGCUAACUUGGUUUGCAGUAAAGUAAAACCAAUAGCUAGAAUUUAGGGAUGUGAAAAUGGAGGCUCCGUGCUUCUAACCAGCAUGAACUAAGACAGCGACACGCACAAAUUUUAAUUACUUAGAGCACUUUGCUAAGAAGCAACUAAAUGAAAUGGCCCACACACGUCACAAAUACAUAGCUUAAGAACUUCGCAUGUAGUCCUGUGACUUUGCUCACUUUUCUCCAAGUCCUUUCUUUUUUUUGUUCUGUCUCUACAGUACUGACGUUCAGUGGCAGAGCUCCGGGUGGCCUCAGGUGGCCACAUUGUUUGUUCUGAUUCUCGGUGACAUCAGAGGAAUCUCAACCAGAUCUUAACUCUGAUAUUCUUUCGCGACACAGCAUCAUGCAAAUGAAAAAUUUCAGCUCAAGUGAAGAUGCACUAGCCACGUUGCCCUGUGUGACUUGACAGUUAUGAAUUAAUGGGGGCAAAAACAUUUCAUGUGAACAGCCCCUAAAAGGGACAGCCAGCACACGGGACUGCACACACACACACACACACACACACACACUAGAUGGGGUUGUGUUAAGCAGGAUUUAUACUUGUGUGCCAGCUCUCUGCAGAGCUUGCGCCUAUGUGAGCAUUUAUAGUUGUGCAGUGGUGUGUCUGUGUCACUCUGCAGUUACACCUCCAAAACACUAGUUGGUGGUGGGGUUUCUGUGAAGUGCUGUAAAGUUCAGUUGAUUCAAAACACACAUUAAACACACAUUAAACAUGGCUUAAUAGAGACAGUUUCAAACACAAGUACACAAAUCAGCUUCACUAUAACUCGCAGCAUUCACAGACAAACACUUGUCUUUAUCUGGACACAUUUCCCCCACAAAUACAACAUGCUAACGUUAUUAGCACAAGCCUAUGGCAUUUUACAUUGUGUAAAUUAGCCUAGCGACUAGCAGAGAUUUCCUCUGCUCAUAUGAAGCUAGAAUAAAAAACCUACCACACUUAAAAUGCUAUUUUGUGAAGGGAAAUGGUUUCAGCUUACAAAGACAUAGACAGGAGGUCUGCAUCACCAAGACCUUGAAUUACAUGGGGGGAGGUGCACGUCAGGCUGCGGAGUAGGGUACAUUGCAGGCUCUACAUUGAUGCGAGCCUACGACAUAGGUACGGCAUUGAUUUGACGCCUAAGUAUAAAUCCCCCCCUUGCACAUCACUCCUCUUUUACUUCCGAAACAGCAGCAUGCUAUCCACAAUCAUAAAUCAUGGCAGCAUUAUGCCGGCGGUGUUUCAGUAUAAACAAUCUAAAGCCAGUGUGACGAUGGAUCUUCUUAAUGGCAGUGUUGCUGAAUCUCUGUGUAAAAGAGGCUUUACUCUGAGAUUGUUUCACGUGCGUGACGGUUGGAGGAAAUCAGAAUUAAAAGUGACUGAAGAACAAUUAAAUUUGUACCCAAAAGUACUCGAAGCCAGCUGUUGCUUCAACAAAAAACAAACAUUGUUAAAGGUUAAACGAUGUAAAAUAACCCGAGGUGUGAAUGAUUAGUGGAGGACAGAGCCUUUUAAUGAGCCUCUAAAAUGCAGAAAGUUAAUUUAUAACUUAAGUUAGUGUUUAUUGGGCAGAAAGUUUUGUCAGCUUAACUUGGCAAAUGCGUGUCUCCCCAUAUUAAUAUACUGCAUUGGAUUGGGGCUUUAACUUGACGUAUUUAUUUUCUAAUUAAUUUAAUGAUGUACAGGUAUUGUUAGUGAGUGGGAGUUGUCUGCUUUCUGCAUGUGUGUGCUCAGUAACCAGUCAUAUUUUUGUAAUGUAUGCCUGAAUGUCAAACAUCUUGCUCCAAAGCAAUCAAAGUUUGUCCCCUCUAAAACGCUAACGUGUCAGUCCCUGUUAAAGCAGUAAGUCGUCAGCGCUGCUGAAAACCUGUUCCCCUGAAUGCUUCUCUGAGCUGACGUCUGACCCAGCGUUACUGCUGUCAUGUGUGCAUUAAGACUGCUAUGAAAGGCACCUUUAGUAUGUUGAUUGUAACACACCUGUAUUGACCCGCAGGUGUUUCAGCUGAAGAGUUGAAGGCAUAGGAAUACAUAUAUUUUUACUGUACUGCUAUGGUUGAAGGACAGAAUGCUAAUUGUCAUUCAAUGCUGCUGAGAAACUUGAAACUCUCUGAGGCUUUGUACUCUGGUUUGAUGGUGUGUGAUGAUGAGAAAUCAAAGUGUGUUAAGUGCAAAGGGAUUUUUGGUAUGUGUGUAGAAGUUGCUCAAUAAUUCCACCUCUUUAAACAGUGACUGUUAUCUCUGUACGGUAGAUUACAUCUGAAACUUUGCCGUGUGAGCGCUAACAUGUAGUCCUGCUGAUGUGAAACUGCAAUAUGUACAGGAUGUUAUUAAUGUGAGAUAUAUAAACACAUACAUAGUGUGUAACAUAUUUUUCAGUCUAAAGUAGUCGUGUGGUUCCCUCAAUGUCUGCCGUUUUUAAAGUCUCUGUUUAAUCAGUUUGAUUCAGCUGAAGAGAUUUUACCUGAAAAACUGAGACGUGAUAUUUUUGUAACAUAGUCCUGCAGAACCUAUUUGUCUAGAUUUGUCACUGAGGAUCUGUACGAAUGGGUGAAUAAAAAUGAUUC
This is a messenger RNA of Epinephelus fuscoguttatus (brown-marbled grouper), 5236 nucleotides long. Its product is annotated as solute carrier family 25 member 29. Gene Ontology annotation, biological process: mitochondrial L-ornithine transmembrane transport. The transcript is spliced from 4 exons. Gene Ontology annotation, molecular function: high-affinity L-arginine transmembrane transporter activity. Bases 402 to 1328 code for a protein of 308 amino acids. Gene Ontology annotation, cellular component: mitochondrion. The record is from RefSeq and is a predicted model, not a curated record. Lineage: Eukaryota; Metazoa; Chordata; Actinopteri; Perciformes; Serranidae.